Paramormyrops kingsleyae is the source of this 2831-nucleotide messenger RNA. Its product is annotated as CCN family member 1-like. The record is from RefSeq and is a predicted model, not a curated record. Gene Ontology annotation, cellular component: extracellular region. Gene Ontology annotation, molecular function: integrin binding; heparin binding. Gene Ontology annotation, biological process: positive regulation of cell migration; positive regulation of cell differentiation; cell adhesion. Lineage: Eukaryota; Metazoa; Chordata; Actinopteri; Osteoglossiformes; Mormyridae.
AUGACUGCAUUCAUAGUUAAUCACCAUUCGCAGUCCAGGUUAACUUGCACCAAUCUUAGCCCCGCCCCUCCCCAACCCUUCGGAAUUUCUUGGCUAGCUGCCCGUAUGUUUAUUGGCUGAACGCUUUGCAGGAGGCGGGGCUGCAAUGAACAGUACGAGGGAAGUAUAAAUAGAAGUAGCAAAAUAAUUGUUGAAUGGUCGCAGGUUGGUUACUUUUUGGUGCACGGAGCAAAGGACAGCAAAGUAUCUAUAAACGAACUCAAAAAUCGUCGUGACGUUUUCACCAUAUAUCUAUUUCUUAUGUAAUUCUUUAAAUUUCACAGCGGACGGCUUAACUGACGGCCCAUCUAUAACAGUCAUAAAAAUAGUUAGAAAUUAACUAGAACGCAGACAGUCGUCAAAUCUAUUUUUAUAGACAUCACCACACAGGAUGAAGAACUUUUUUUACUUCGUUGUUUCUGCAGUGGGGACUGUCAGUUUGGUGUGCGCAGGAUGUCCCGCAGUAUGUGACUGUCCUGCGGGGGCCCCCGUUUGCCUGCCGGGCGUGAGCACGGUGCCGGAUGGCUGCGGCUGCUGUAAGGUGUGCGCCGCGCAGCUGAACGAGGACUGCCAUGCCACGCAGCCGUGCGACCACCACAAGGGCCUGGAGUGCAACUAUGGGAACGACAUCGCUCACGACCGAGGCAUCUGCAGGGCAAAGCAGGAGGGCCGCACGUGCGAGUACAGCGGUAGGAUAUACCAGAGCGGGGAGAGUUUCCACGCCGGCUGCCAGCACCAGUGCACUUGUGUGGAUGGGGCGGUGGGUUGUGCCCCGCUCUGCCCCGCCCACCUGCUCCUUGCCACGCCCUCCUGCCCCACCCCACGCCUCAUCAGAGUGCCAGGCCAGUGUUGCCCCAGGCUGGACUGCCACAAGGGGAAGCCAGACCAGUCCUUGAUGCACCAGCACCCAUACAAACCAGAAAACAGUGUCGAGAACGAGCUGUUGGCAACUGGAAAGAAAUGGGACAAGAAACGGGAGCACAAGCAUCUGGCCGCGUCGUGGCUGCAGGUAGCGAGGGAGUGCAUCAUUCAGACCACAAAGUGGUCCCCUUGUUCACGUAGCUGUGGGAUGGGCGUGUCCUCGCGCGUCACCAACAACAACAGGAAGUGCAAACUGGUGAAGGAGACGCGUCUGUGCAACAUCCGGCCCUGCGGCUCCGUGCCUGGACCCCUAAAGAAAGGGAGGAAGUGUUCCCGCACGCACAAGCCGCCGGAGCCGCUGCGUCUGUCGUACGCCGGCUGCCGUAGUGCCCACCUCUACCAACCCAACUAUUGCGGCACGUGCGUGGAGGGCCACUGCUGCUCCCCACGGCGCUCGCGCACCGUCACCGUGCUCUUCGUGUGCUCCGACGGAGAGCGCUUCCGGAAGGCGGUCAUGUUCGUGCGCUCCUGCAAGUGCGGCGUGCCGUGCGAGCCCCUGAACGAGGCCGCCAUGGUGCCACGGCGCUGGCUCCACGGGGACAUGCACAAUUUCGCCGACUAGCGCUACCCACAGGGUACAGUAGCUAUAGUCGGACCAUUUCUGCACAGUGGGGCCAAGGCGUGGAGGUCCCUCACCCAUUAGAACCGUCUCAUGACAGACGGUUGACUCUGUUGUAGAAAACAUUUCUGUAGGUCCACCAUGAAUCGUCGGUGGAAAUGGCAAGUUGUUUGACAGAAGACGGGCAAGACCCAUAUGUCAGCCACGUCUGACAGAAAUCGGCUCGUCACGAUUAUCCCAAAGUCAACUGGAUUAGCAGAUGUAUUGAUUGUCGGAUUGGGCCAUCUUGGUCCAGACGUUGAUGGUCAGACUUCCUGGAACAUUUCCUGGGAGUUCGUAAGGCUGACAACAGCUCACAUGGCUGAACUUGAUCUGUAUGAAUGAGGUGAACCGAAGACCGACCUGGAUAUCAGGGCCUUCCACCGUUAAUAGACUAGGAAAAAAAGUUAACAUUGAUUGAAAGCACAAACUGACAAGCCUGAACAGGCUGAAAAAUCAGAAAAAUCGAGGAGGGAAACCCUGCCAGUCACCGACUGAAAUGGUUGUUCUUGCACUAUUUACGCUUGGCAUCAACUUGAAAUCAAGAAAAGAUGGACGACAGGCCACAAAAGAACUAGUUUGUAUUCCCAUAGUGUCAGAGAUGGUUUUGGAGAGGAACCAUUGCUGGUACCCAGGACAGGAAUCAGGCCUAAUGGUAUGUGAAUCUCUAGUGGCACAUUGGUGCUCUCCAUAUGGUCCAGCCUUUGGCCUGCUGGAUACAAGCUGAGAAACGUUUACCAAUUACGGGGCAGUAAGCUUGAAGCCAAGGUUGGAUCGUUACCCCUCGGCCAAUUCGCCAGUCAGGCCUCAAUAGUUUCUGUUCUGGGAGAGCCAAGAUUCCACUGAGCUAUAAAAGCCAAGCCAAACUGGGGGGGAGGGGCAUAGCCUGAUCCUGCUGGGUGGGUCGGACCAUUCUUAGUAUUGUGUAAUGAGGGGAGGGGUGUAGGGUCCAGACCCAGAUUCUCUGGAUGCAGAAGUUCCUCUGUACAUGGAAUUGACCCUGAGGGAUCCUGAUCAGUGUUUGGUUUAUUCUGGGGUGUGGGGACACAUGUUAUUACAGUUCCACAUGCAUUCUUUUAAGUAGCUGCAUCUUUAAAAUUUCACCCUAAGGCCAUUGAUUUUUGGUUCCGUAAAGUGUCUUGAUAUGAUUUUAUCGAUCCUUAAAAGUUUUAGGAAAAGUUGCUGCCCUGAUGCAGCAAAUAAAACUGCUUUGUUCAGAGGCACUUCCCAGCACAUUUAACUGGCUUCUGUAACAAAUGCUUUUCCUUGUUUA